Messenger RNA from Triticum turgidum subsp. durum (durum wheat), 615 nucleotides. Lineage: Eukaryota; Viridiplantae; Streptophyta; Magnoliopsida; Poales; Poaceae. The record is from the annotation of a GenBank genome assembly.
AUGGUAAAGCAAGUUUACCGCGUGAAAAGAGAUGGUCGUAAGUGUGCCACUUCAGAUUUGAUCUCAAAUAACAAAGAGCCAAUUAAAGUGUUGACAUUGGCUACAAAAGGCAAAGAAGUAAAGCAAUCAAUUGAUAAAAAUCAGAGUGCCAAAUCUGAAGAAAAGAAGUUGAGGGUGCACAAGGCCCAAAAAGAGUUGCCAUUGGUUGAAACAAAAUCACAGUCGAGCUGCUCACUCGGCUUAUCAUAUUGGAAAAAGAAGGAAUUACAAAAUCUUAGUGCACAAGAGCUGAGAAAGAAGAACAUGGCAUGGGUUCCCAAGAAGAUCAAUCAAAACAAAAAUGAUGUGCAUGUUUCUAUUGCAACAAGUGUUACAAAAGUGAAGAAAGAGAAGGAUGGAAGCCAAAAACAGUUAAGCCGAAGGUUUGCAUCACCCCAUCAAAAUAUUCGGUUAGCACAUCAUCCAUAUUUUUCAACCAUACCAUUGAUGCCUUUGCCAUGGAAUUCAUCAUCAGGUAUGAUAAAUUACCCUCCCUGGAUUUAUUUUAGUCCAUGGAAGCGACAUAAUUUUCUGCAUCAUGAGAGGGUAUUACCAAAUCUCUAUACAUUGUAUUAG